Xiphias gladius (swordfish) is the source of this 2216-nucleotide messenger RNA. RefSeq names its product interleukin 11 receptor, alpha (gene il11ra). Gene Ontology annotation, molecular function: cytokine receptor activity; protein binding. Gene Ontology annotation, biological process: cytokine-mediated signaling pathway. Lineage: Eukaryota; Metazoa; Chordata; Actinopteri; Istiophoriformes; Xiphiidae. The transcript has 12 exons. The record is from RefSeq and is a predicted model, not a curated record. Bases 146 to 1354 code for a protein of 402 amino acids. Gene Ontology annotation, cellular component: membrane; external side of plasma membrane.
CUCCUCCUAGUCAGACUUUGUUGCUCUCCUGCCCCGCAAGUCCUUCUCCAGUCUCUCCGCGGAGCCGAAGAACAGCUCGACAAAGUCCCGGCCAUGGAAGGCGACAACAUAAUAAGGCCUGUUUGACCCGGGGAGAUUUUCCAAGAUGCCAGGCCUUUUGUCCAGUCCUGUGUGUCUGAUAGUCAUCUGGUUUUUAUCCUGGUCGCUGCAACCUAGUUGUGCUCAAAUUUGGACUGAUGAAGUGUCAGGCGUGCAGUAUGGGCAGUUGGAGUCAAAUGUGACACUGGCAUGCGGGAAGUCACAAAUCAGGAUACCUGUGGUGUGGCAUCUCAACCACAGCUCAGCGUUGCCAUGGCACAAAGUGACGUCAGAGGGAACCUUAGUCCUGCUGCAUGUCGACCGCUCGGCACAGGGCAUCUACAGCUGCUAUGAUAACCGGGGACUGCGCCUCCACUCUGUCACACUCAGGCUGGGUUAUCCCCCCGGGCUGCUGAGCAUUUCCUGUCAAGUGCCCAAUCACACGCAUGUUCGCUGCUCCUGGGUGGAAUCUGUAAAGACCUUUCUGCCAGCCCAGUACAAUGCCUCCUUCAGGGGCAACGGUCAAGAGUGGAGGCCAUGUGUUGUGGAUGUUGCCCGCAAGCAUUGUGAUGUAGAUCACCCCGCCUUCUGGCAGACCAUCCAUACCCUUAGGAUCAUUGAGACCAAUGCCCUUGGGUCUGGGACAACAUUUGUCCGGUUUAAGUUACAUGAACUAUUGAAACCAGACCCUCCAGAGUCAGUGUUGGUGAAGGAAGUAGAAGGCUAUCCAAAGAGACUGAUCGUCUCAUGGAACUUUCCCUCAUCCUGGCCACUGCAAGAUGCUUUCCCCCUAGUGUUUCAGAUCAGAUACAGGCCGCUGGGAUCUAUAUACUGGUCAGAGAUUUACUCAGAGGAGAGCCCAGUUGUGAUAUUUGACGCCCUGGCUGGCCACCUCCACCAGGUGCAGAUCCGAGCCCGUGACGAGGUGAACGCUGAGAGCCAGUGGAGUGAAUGGAGCUCCCUGCCUCUAGUCAAGCCCUGGGAAGUCUACACCACCCCUGACCCUGCAGAGGAGCUCCCAACAGAUGACAGAAUUCCAGAGUGUUUUUUUCCCUUUAAUACAAAGCCUGAAACCUCGACUGCAAAAUCAGACAAUUCUGUAAUUGAGGAUGAAGGUAAUCUGGGUUUGGUGAUUCUGCUGGUUUUGUUCUCCGUGGUCAUCUUCAUCACCGUCCCUUCCCUCAUCUAUGUCGUGUGGGUGAGGCAGAGGCGGCGUGAUCACGUGACCAAACAGGAACUCACCUCUAUGGUCAAGAUGAAGUCCAUGCCAAUCUAAUGUUGAAUCCAAGCAUCUUCUGCUGAUCAGCCCGUUCUAGGGCUCCUCCCUAGAGUCAGCCUCUGCCUUUACCAAUGUAGCAUGCUGACUGUCCGCAUUCAACUAGAUUAACCACAAUGCAUCAGUCAGAGUCCAUCCAGGAUCUGGGACAAAAGGGACGAACCCGUACAGGGAACUGCAGAGUAGGGUUAACUUGCUCAGUAUAUAAAAGCUGGCCGACGCGUAGGUUUUGCAUAAAUAACGUGCAGGAAUUUCCUGGACAUAUUCAGUGGUUACAUCCAACUGCACUACCCAGAAUGCAUCAGCAGAUUCCAUCUACUGUCCAUGGGGACACUGAAAACAACCCCUAUUUUGUUUCUUCACUUCAGCAGCUUCACUGCAGUUUACUCCUCCGCUAACUGUAGGAGCAACACUGCACCAGGACAUUUGAGUUCACUCACUACCAAUGCUGCUUCAGGUGGACUGAGUCCUCGACCUCUGCUGGAGAGGGUCGACUUUGUUUUUAGAUUUUGAAAUUUUAAGCAACAAGUAAUGACAGGAAGUGCAGCUGCCAAUCAGGAGAACAUAGGUUUGUUUUUGUGGGAAGAUGAUUUUCUGUGGGACAACUUGCUUCUCUUCUCCCACCCAGAACUCCUCACUUUCUUUAAUUUUGUUGAAAUUCAUUGUGAGACAGAUCAACGUGUGUCUGUUCUUACAUUGACUGACUGACCGACUCAAUGCUGUGAAGGAAGCAUAACUUCUGCCAGUCUCUCUAUGUGCAUCUGAUGCCAAAGCAGCAACUAUGGGCAUUACGGUCUCAGCUGAGGGGCAGGAAGCAACGUGUUACUGGCUCCUGAUCUGAGGGAUGGACAUGGAGAAUAAG